Molecule: messenger RNA, 560 nt
Organism: Rhincodon typus (whale shark)
Lineage: Eukaryota; Metazoa; Chordata; Chondrichthyes; Orectolobiformes; Rhincodontidae
Product: SH3 domain-binding glutamic acid-rich-like protein 3
Exons: 4
Coding region: 216-560 (114 amino acids)
Cellular component (GO): cytoplasm
Source: RefSeq, a predicted model, not a curated record
GUGAUUAGAAGUGCACACAGUACUCCGCCCUGUGACCUAACCAAAGUUCUGUACUGCUCCAACAUGAACUCCUUGCUCUUAUUAUAGUUGCCUCUACUGGUAAAGAACCUCGUAUAAUUCUGACGGUGACGCAGCUUGUGCAACGGGCAGAGCCGAAGUUGGUGAGGUCGGGGUUUAGUAAAGAGCAGUUGGCUUGUUUAAAGCUGGGAGGAGGUAUGUCCGGAGUCCAGCUGUACAUCUCCAGUGUGUCAGCAUCGAGAGAGGUCAGAUCUCAACAGGCAGAAGUGGAAAGAGUGCUAGAAAUAAAACGAAUAAAGUACAAAUUGAUAGAUGUUUCAGUCAGUGAAGAAAUCUUGGAAGAAAUGAGAAACAGGACAGGCAAUCCCACAGCUCUUCCACCACAAAUAUUCAAUGACGAUUUUUACUGCGGGGAUUACUGGGAGUUUUAUGAUGCUGUGGAGAAUGAAGAGAUUGAUCACUUCUUAAAACUGAAAGAGAAAGAGCAGUUAGACUGUAAAAUUUCAACCGACUGCAAUGAAAAUUAUACUGCGAAAAGCUGA